AUGGCUUCGUUUUGCUGUCGGAGAGAUCUGUGCGGGUUUAUCUGUCUCAUUUUAACUUAUUUAAGCGUAUUUUACGCUGAUUACGUGGUUAUCCUGUAUGUGCUGGUUCCAGCUUACUCUGAAAGUGUUUGGGGCACUCUUCAUGGGUCUGUCUUUAAUGUUAUAUUGCUGAUGCUCCUGGCUUGUCAUACAAAAGCAGUGUUUUCUGACCCAGGUGUGGUGCCUCUACCUGAGAUGGCUAUUGAUUUCUCAGACUUGAGAUCACAGUCCAGUCGUAUGAAUGACAGGGGUUGUGAGGGCUGGACAGUCUGUAGCCGAUGUGAAACAUAUCGGCCACCCCGUGCACAUCACUGCAAAGUGUGUCAGCGAUGCAUCAGACGUAUGGAUCACCACUGCCCGUGGAUCAACAAUUGUGUUGGGGAGCUCAACCAGAAGUACUUCAUCCAGUUUCUGUUUUAUACUGGCAUGGCCAGCCUGUACUCUUUGGCUCUGGUGGUGUCUGCAUGGAUAUGGAGGAUAUGGAGUGAAAUAGAUGGGAAUGAAGAAAACGAAGGAGAGGAAGCUCCCAGCAAGCACCUAAUAUUGGCACACUACAUCAUUUUGUUAGUGGAGUCCAUUCUGUUUGGAGUUUUCGUCAUGGUGAUUUUUUAUGACCAGCUUGUUUCCAUUAUAACAGACGAAACACCCAUUGAGCAGAUGAAGAACAGGCUGAUGAAGGAUAGAACCAACAACGGCCAGUCAAUUCACACAUCACACACACGAAAACCCAAAAUCGCAUUGUUGCGGGAAGUGUUUGGGCGUGACUCUGUAUUUUGCUGGCUGUUACCCUUACAGUCUUCUUCAUCAGCUGGAGGAUUCAAUUACUCUCCUGUUCCCGAUUAUGAUGUGUAGAGAGGACUGUCACAUCAGCGUUACAUUGCAGUGUGGAUGACCGGUUGGGAGCCGGCGCAAGGACCUCAUAACUGAUGCAAUUAUGACCUCUGCUGGCUGGUUGAUGGCACCUGCACGGAGUCGAGGAAUAAUGCGUUGAUCAGGGUGUGGCUCUCCGUACACAAAGCUGAUCUGCAAAUGAACUCGCCUCAUGCAGGUGAAAAGAUGCAGUUGGUACUGCACACGUGUCGGAGGGGGCGUGUGUCAAUCUUGCUCUCAAUCAGAAGCAGAGAUCAGCAUCAGUAGAUGACUAGAUUGGGAGGAAAAUUGGGAAAAAUGCAAUAAAUAAAUAAAUAAAUAAAAUAUUAGUGUGCGUGGUGCAAGUGUGAGUGCAGCUAGACAUUUUCUGAUCACUUUCGAGUUCACAACAACACUGCUGCACCCAAUACCUAAUUCCAGUACAAUGAUGCCAGUAUGUUAGUAGCAUUCCAGUCCUGAGAAUGCUCAUUUAAAUAACAAUAGUUACUAAUUUUUUCUGGAUUCCCUACCCCUUGAGUUCCCAAUCCACUCAUUUUCCGCUACCGCUUGUACAACCCUGAUCUGAUCAAAGAGAGCCAGAUCAGUACGUGUCCCCUUCGAGAUGCUUCCAGUCUGCUGCCGCUUCUUAUCACCUGCCAGUGUAUUACGUACAUAGAGCCUUCCCUCAGACAUGACCGUCUGUGUGGACAACUGGUCAUGUCUGUAGCCCUGCUGAGAUUUGAAUUUGCAGUUUCGACACUCUGCAGUGGUGCGCUGACAUGUUAUAUUAGACUGCUUAAGCUUCUAUGAUGUGUACUCCUAUGGAAGUACCUUUGUAUUGAAGAUUGGGGUAGAGGGGGUGACUACUUGUACAGAGCAGUGUACAGAUGAUCUACAAUCAUUAAUUGUAUACUUAAUCUUUUAAUUACACAUUAAUCUCAGUCAAAAUGCUUUGAUCUUUAUAACUGGACCAAAGUAAUAUUUAUUAUUAAUGGGAUUUUUUAUUGUCUACAUGUUCUUUGUAUUAUCAAGGUUUUUUAAACUUUUUUUCAAGCAACCCACAUUUUGCCCAUGAUUUUUUUACACGACCCAGGCAACACAAUGCAUCUUAGUCACUCUGUACAACAGUGGAUCCCAACCACCAGGCCGCAGACCGGUACCGGUCCAUGGGUCAUUUAUUACCGGGCCGGUAAUAAUAAUUAGGGAUCGCUACAAGAGCAUUUAAAUUUCCAAUACUAUUUGGGUGUUAUUGUCCCCAAUCACCACUAGGUGGGAGCAGUGUCUCAUUGCAGCGAAGGAAGCUCAGGAUUCACACCGAUUUUCCAUUAUAUAGUUAUUCUAUUUUAAAUCCCCCCGCCCCCGCCGGUCAGUUAAAUUACAUCUUAUAUGAAACUGGUCCGUGGUGCAAAAAAGGUUGGGGACCACACAAGAUGUAACAUAAAGCCUCCACAAGGGGGCGUUCACAUCCAAGUUUAUUUAAUUAUUAUUAUUUUUCUCUGCGACCCAUUUCUUUCAGGCGACCCAGGGUUUGAAAAACCCUGUAUCAUACUACACCCCCAACACAUGAAUUUUUGCACUCAAAAAUUAUUGACAGCUUAAGUGAUUAGUUUGUUUGUUUACACAGACUGAUUUUGUCCCUUAACAUUUACAAGAACUAAAACACAAAAAUCGAAACCCACUAUUGUAUUUUUGUUUUAAUUUGCUAAAAUGCACCGAUCAGGCGUAAUAUUCAGACCACCUGCCUAAUAUGCUGUCAGAACAACUUUACUGACUACUGAUGGUGUCCUGUGGUAUCUGGUACCAGCUUGGUACCAUUACUGGCAGGUCCUUUGAACUUGUGUACAUUGUGAGGUGUCUGUACAGUGCAUUGUGGUGCAUUUCUUCCCUUAGGUAAAUGAUGCACGUGCCAUCCACAUGAUCUUGGAAAAAGCAGGAUUUGUCAGAACAGUUGACCUUCUUGCGUGUCCAGUUACUGUCUAGUUCUGAUACCUGCGUAUCUAUUGUGAAGCUUUAGCAUGGGAACUCUGACUUGCCUGUGACUGUGCAACCCCGAACAUGCACUGUGUGUUGUGAUACAUUCAUCUAAUCACCAGUAUUACAGUGAUCUGCAGUUGAAACCACAGUAGAUCUUCUACCAGCAUCAUGUCCUCUGGCAUAAAUGAGUCUUGGCUGCCCAAAAAUCUGUCUCAAUUUGUGGCUUGUCUCUAUUUGUGGCUUGUCUUUUCUCUGUACUUGUUGCUAUUUUAAAGAUUAUUUAAUCCAGUCGUCUGGUCAAAACGAUUUGGCCCUCAUCAAAAUCACUCAGGUCUUUUUGCAAACAGGAAUUGCCUUUUUGGACGGCAGUCCUAAUGUUUGUUUCAGAGAUUGUAAGGAGUCUUCAUGAUAUUUCUCCAAAGGAGCUGUGAUUAUAUAUUUAAGUCAAUCGAUCUGCAGCAUCACCAACUGUCUACACUUUGCACUCUAUGUUUAUGAACCUAGACCUGGUCCAGCAGUAUAAUACAGAACUGAAGUAUUUACCAAAAGCAAAUAACGAAGCUUUGCAAAAAUGUAAUCGAAACCAAUGAAGAGACAAUUACUGGUGCAUCAUCGUACUUGCACUAAACUUGUAUUUAUUAAUGUAUUUAUUUUUUUGUGGUCUGACUUUGUAUUAUUGAACUCUACACAAACUAUUUUGAUGCAUUUUUAAAUGAGAAAUGUUGUGCAAUUUUCAGGGUACUGAAUUCAGAAUGUUACAAUUCUGGUGGUUACUUCUGGCAUUUGUAAUACUUAAAACUGCUGUUUGUUACUAGCUUGAAGGAUGUGUGUACAUGGCUAAUGGUGUACAAUGUUUACAAUGACAUUUAUUGUAUUUUAUCUGUCAAACUGUCUAAAUGCUGCUCUUACUUGUGGAGUA
Trichomycterus rosablanca is the source of this 3781-nucleotide messenger RNA. Its product is annotated as zf-DHHC domain-containing protein. Bases 1 to 891 code for a protein of 296 amino acids. NCBI's taxonomy places the organism in Eukaryota, Metazoa, Chordata, Actinopteri, Siluriformes, Trichomycteridae. The record is from RefSeq and is a predicted model, not a curated record. The transcript has 10 exons. Gene Ontology annotation, molecular function: palmitoyltransferase activity.